Acyrthosiphon pisum (pea aphid) is the source of this 2187-nucleotide messenger RNA. RefSeq names its product putative glutathione-specific gamma-glutamylcyclotransferase 2. The record is from RefSeq and is a predicted model, not a curated record. Gene Ontology annotation, biological process: glutathione catabolic process. The transcript is spliced from 3 exons. Gene Ontology annotation, molecular function: glutathione specific gamma-glutamylcyclotransferase activity. The coding region runs from base 512 to 1165 and encodes 217 amino acids. NCBI's taxonomy places the organism in Eukaryota, Metazoa, Arthropoda, Insecta, Hemiptera, Aphididae. Gene Ontology annotation, cellular component: cytoplasm.
GGGCCGGACCGCCGUCGUCGUCGUCGUCGUCGUCGUCGGCCGACGCGAUCGGACAACGCGUCGCCGCCGCGCCGUUACACGGUGGUUACGUUAGUUGUCGAAAAAAAAAAAAUCAUAUCGUUGUAAUAGACUCUACGUACGAGCGACGCGCAGACCAGUACCGCUCGCCGCUCGGCGUACUUGACAGCGCACGUCUGGAAGCGUGCUUGGCGCUUUUAACAAUAUUAUUAUUCGCAUACUUUGACAUUUCGCGCGCUUUCGUGUCAUUUAAAUUUAAUAUUAUUAUUUAUCGCACCACUGCAACAAUCACUUUAUAAUAAUAUAUCGUAUGACACGUCGUCGAAUUAUCAUCUUCCGCCGAGCUCAGCGCGAGACACAUAUGCCACCGAACCACUAGGUUUAUAAUAAUAUUAUUAUUAUUAUUAUUAUUAUUAUACGCCUUCGGUUGCCGACUCACGGCGGACGUCGUACGAUAUCUCAUUGACCAGACCCUCCGAAGUCCACAGUUAUCAUGGCCGCGGAUCCCGAGUACUGGGUGUUCGGAUACGGAUCGUUGUGCUGGAACCCGGGUUUCGAAUUCAAGGAUUCCAUGGUCGGCUACGUGCAGGGUUUCUCCAGGAAGUUCUGGCAGGGCAACAUUGCACACCGAGGGACCAAGGAAAAGCCUGGACGUGUGGCCACAUUAGUUGAAGACCCUCAGGGUUUCGUGUGGGGCAAGGCGUUCCUGUUGCCGGACGAGACGGCGUUCAGGUACUUGGAGAUGCGGGAGGUGUACCUGGGCGGUUACCAGGUGCACAAGGUGGACGUGAUGUCGGACGGCGCGGACGAGUGCUGCCGGCGGACCGUGAACGCGACCGUGUACGUGGCCACGCCGGACAACGGCCAGUGGCUGGGCGAAGCGCCCGUCGACGAGCUGGCCACGCAGGUGGCCACGUGCGCGGGACCGGCCGGCCACAACGCCGAGUACGUGAUACUGUUGGCGCGGUGGGAGCGGCAGCACGCGCCCGUGCACCGCGUCGACGUGGAACUCAGCAAGCUCGAACUGCUCGUGCUGGAACGGUUGCAGUCCAUCGGCGUGCGGCCCGACGACGUGCUCACCACCAACAACAUGCCGUCGUUCUCGUCCAUGGUGCCCGAAAAGAAGUUGAGGUGUUUGAACAUCUGACCCGAAUUAUAUGUUAUACGUAUACAUAUAUAAUAUAUAUAUACCUAGGUAUGUGAGUGCACGCUACUUGGUUACCGUCGUUAAUCCGUUAACCAAUUAUUAUUAUAUUACUAGUGAUGUUAUUAUAAUGUCACAACACCAUAAUAUAACUACUACGAAUAACUACUACCUAACUAUAUAUUUUUAUAUCGAACGCAUCCGGUUGACAUUUACACGAUUAAUUAUUAUUGAUAAAAACGAAACGGCGAGAUGAUGUAUUUUGACUUUCGUUUGGUUGACGCUAAUAUAUAGUAUGUAAUAUUAUUAUGUUUUAAUAAUAAUAUUCUACUCUGCAUGUAUUAUAUUGUAAGAGCAAAUAAUAGGUACGUACCUACAAACUAAUGGAGAGACAUAAUAUGAGUAUCUCUACAUAAUAUGACAUCGUUGACGUUAAAAUCUACUCUGACUCUGUGCGUUAUGAUUUAUAUUUCAGUAUAGUUAUAUUUUAGAUAUUAUAUAUUAUGUGUAUCGCACUAUAACGAAAUAAGUAUAUUUCUUAACUGCGAUGGGAACACAGGGUGAUACAUAAUAUAAUGCACUUAUAAAUUAUUAUUUUAUUUUGUUGAUGUUUUUUAUAAUUAUUAAUAUUUAUUACUAUUACUAUUAUUAUUAUUAUUAUUACUAUCAUAAUCAUUAUCACCGUGAUUACUGUUAUCGCGUCGUACGAUGGAUUGAUUUCCGCACGAAUUGCACGCGUCAGUGCCUACAAUAUUUUUAUUUUUAUACACACACGACGAUGACCGUGUAUUGUUAUUAUUUUUAUAAAAUAAAUUGUCAAAGAUGUCCAUAACGUGUGUAGGUACCUACCGCCUAGAUAUGUAUUUAUAAUAUAUUAAUGUAUAUAAGUGUAUGUGAUGUUUUUUUAUAUAUCGACGUGUUUAAACGUCGCUCGUACGAAAAGCGAAUCAUAUAGGACCUAUAUGAUUCGCUAUAGGUACCUGGUACCUAUAUAAUAUCUACUAUCAUGUAUACACCAUAAUAGA